AAGUGGCUGCAAAGACUCGCCCAUUGUUGCGUAGCUUCUACUGGGGCCGAAAAGCAUUUCCUACGAGCUUCUGUCCGAACAUCCAGAGGAAGAAGAGCUGUGUUUAAAACCUGCAGCUGAUCUGUUUGGUGAAACAUAAAAAAGCAGCACUCGAGUGGAGAUGGUUGUGCAGAGACUGAUGCGUGCUGUCAUCAUGGGACCUCCGGGAUCAGGGAAAGGAACGGUGUCUGGCCGCAUUGCCAAAACUUUUGGGCUCAAACACAUCUCCAGUGGGGACAUUUUAAGAGCCAACAUUAAGGAAAAGACAGAGCUCGGCCUGUUGAUGAAGUCCUGCAUCGAUCAGGGACAGCUGGUCCCCGACGCCAUCAUGUCCCGCAUCAUCCUGAACGACCUGAGGAGGAUAGACCACAGCGGCUGGCUGCUUGAUGGAUUCCCUCGUACGGUGCCCCAGGCAGAGGCUCUUGAUAAUACCUACGUGAUCGAUACGGUCAUCAACCUCAACGUGCCUUUCCAGACCAUCAAAGAAAGACUGACUUCUCGUUGGACUCACAUUGCAAGUGGCAGAGUCUAUAACACAGAUUUCAACCCGCCUAAAGUUCCCGGUUUGGAUGAUGUGACGGGGGAGCCUCUGGUCCAGAGAGACGAUGACAAACCAGACACGGUCACACGAAGACUGAAGGGCUACGAAACCCAGACAGAACCCGUCUUAGAGUACUACAGGAGUAAAGGCGUGCUGGAGACCUUCACAGGGACGGAAACCGACAAGAUCUGGCCUCACGUCGAAGCGUUCCUCCACAGGAAAUUCUCCUCGCUCAGUCAAAGAGUCGCCUGAAGAGCCCGACAAUGAACGAGGCGGUCUGCGGUUUACCGAGAGGAGCCACUCUGUGCACCAGUUCAAGUGCCACGAGAUCCGGGUGGAUGUUUUGCAUCAAAGUUCUGCAUUUCAAACUGAAAAUCAGGCAAAUUUAGUUACGUCACAUAAAAACUACACGUUAACGGGAUUCCUUUUCGAUGCUUGUUGUAGCACUUCGUUCGUUGUAGUUUGGGGAAACUCAGGUGAGUGAAUAUCGACUGGCUCUUCCAUCCAUUUUGUGCCUUUUUUUAACGCCAGAUUACUGAAUCACGAGUUAAAAUUGGAAACGGGAGACUAUGAAGAUUGUAACCAGCUUUAGUUUUUAUCAUUUUAAUUCCCAAAAACCCUGAAUGGGCACGGACUUGAAACCUUUUUAAUAAUUACAGUAAACUUUUAUAAAUGUGUGCAUAAAUGCCUUCCAGGGACUGUUUUUAACGCUGCGAGUAGAUUCAUUAAAGGGAACCUGAUGUUUAUGCACACAAGUGCCUUUAGCUGCUUUUGAUGAAUAGCUUAAAAAAGUUAUUGUAAUAAAUAUUUUUAAUUCCAAGAGAUCCUCAUUAUGUGACAUGGUUCAACCACUAGCGAUGCCUCUUAAACACUCCUUUUUCCCAUUUGGACCAUCUGUCAAUUGUCUUAAUAAUAUUAAUAAUAAUAAAACUAUAUGAGCACAUACUUUGACAGAGUUUCUACAGUUGGAAAGUAUCAGUUUUUGCACAUUGCUGGACAUGU
Messenger RNA from Nematolebias whitei (Rio pearlfish), 1582 nucleotides. It is a transcript of the gene ak3, whose product is annotated as adenylate kinase 3. The transcript is spliced from 5 exons. Gene Ontology annotation, molecular function: AMP kinase activity; ATP binding. Gene Ontology annotation, cellular component: cytoplasm; mitochondrion. Gene Ontology annotation, biological process: nucleobase-containing compound metabolic process. Bases 161 to 832 code for a protein of 223 amino acids. Lineage: Eukaryota; Metazoa; Chordata; Actinopteri; Cyprinodontiformes; Rivulidae. The record is from RefSeq and is a predicted model, not a curated record.